CGUCAUUCCCUCCCCUCCCUCGGCAGUGCCGCGCGGGCUCUAUGACCCCGAGGUUCCGAGCGCCGAUGACACGGAUUCCGAGGCUCAGUUACGGAAGCAGCAGCCGCCGCCGCCGCCGGAGCCGCCUCCGCGCAAAAGGGAAGCUUUACGCGCGCACCAGGCGCCCGCACAGCUUUACGCGCGCACCAGCCGCCCAGACCACUCCUGCCAGCGCCGCCCGGGAGAGUUGGACGACGGGGGGCGGACGAGAAGCGAGCCAGACAGGCGCCCCGCCGCGGGCUUUGGGCUAGCCGGUGACGCUUCACUUGUCGGCGGGUCCCAGGAGAACCCCCUCUCCGUGCGCCCCGGGGGCGAGAGCGCAGGGAACCCCGGCCAGCAGGCCUCGGCUGGUGCGCUCCCUCCCGCCGCCCCGGUUCUCGGCGAAGGGCUCCCGGGAGCGGCUGGCAUGGAGAAGCGAGGCAAGCGGGUGGACUGCCCGGCGUUGCCCCCCGGCUGGAAGAAGGAGGAGGUCAUCCGCAAGUCCGGGUUGAGCGCCGGCAAGAGCGAUGUCUACUAUUUCAGUCCGAGCGGGAAGAAGUUCCGAAGCAAGCCUCAGCUGGCGAGGUAUUUGGGGAACACGGUGGACCUCAGCAGCUUCGACUUCAGGACGGGGAAGAUGAUGCCCAGCAAACUACAGAAGAACAAACAGAGGUUAAGAAAUGAUUCGCUCAGUCAAAAUAAGGGUAAACCAGAUUUAAACACGACCCUGCCCAUUAGACAAACGGCGUCCAUUUUCAAACAGCCUGUAACCAAAGUCACCAACCAUCCGAAUAACAAGGUGAAGUCGGAUCCACAGCGAGUGAUUGAACAGCCCAGACAGCUUUUCUGGGAGAAGCGGCUGCAAGGCCUAAGCGCAUCCGAUGUGAGCGAACAGAUCAUAAGUUCCAUGGAGCUGCCGAAAGGCCUUCAAGGAGUCGGCCCAGGGAACAAUGACGACACCCUUUUAUCGGCGGUUGCCAGCGCGUUGCACACCAGUUCUGCGCCCAUCACAGGGCAGCUUUCUGCAGCAGUCGAAAAAAACCCAGCCGUGUGGCUCAAUACGUCCCAACCUCUCUGCAAAGCUUUCAUCGUCACAGACGAGGACAUUAGGAAACAAGAGGAACGAGUGCAACAGGUGCGCAAAAAACUCGAGGAGGCCCUGAUGGCGGACAUCUUGUCACGAGCGGCAGAUGUUGCUAAUUUAGAAGAGGACGAGAUGGACCAUGGAGAUGCAUAAGAAACCAAGAAUCAGGUACUUCAACAGAAAUAUUCCCGGAGGAAAUUCCUGGAAGUCGGAGCACUUUCGUUGUUCCCCAGUGGUUCCCAUUCGAUAAGAAGAGGACUCAUUAUAUAGCUUUCUAAUAGCAUUAAAAACCAAGGCCUUUUUUUUUUUGGCUCUUAUUUUUUGAUGUAUAUAUCUUCCGCAAAAAAAAAAAGAGAGAGAAAGGAAAACUCAAACUUUAUUUUGUGUCUUAACGACUUUAAAAGUCUCCUUCUUUUGGAAAACGUCAAACGAUUUCCCCUCCCAAAAACAAAGUGGCGUUUGUUUGUUUUUUAUGCCAAAUCGCAAUCCUACUGGAACUUUAUGGCUAGCACUAAAAAUUGGGUUGUUUGAUUUUUUUUUCUUCUUUUGUGUACGUGUGUGCGAGUGUGUGCUUGUAAUAAUGAAUCAGGAAGGUUUCCCCUGAUUUAAAAAAAAAAUUAUGGCAUUUGUGGGCGCGUGUAAAUAUAUAAAUAUAUAUAAAAAGAUUUUAUACUGCACUUAAGCGAAAACACCUGUACAUUGUCCCAUUGUCAUUCUUGAAAAGAGAAAUAAUUAUAUUUGGAACAACUACAUUUUUAAUCUGUGAUGCACUAGAAUAAAGGCAAGUUGGCAAAUUGUGCGUGCCCACGUAGUAACAUUGAUCAUGGAGACAAAUAAUGGUAAAUUUAGAGAGGCAGCAUAAUAGUGUGAUUAAGAGCAGUAGACUCUUAAUUCCCCCAUUCCUCUACAUGAAGCCGGCUGGGUGACCUUGGGUCAGUCACAGCUCUCUGAGAGUCAGCCCACCAAAAGAAGCCUUGCUUGCCACCUAGUGGUGCAUAAUGCUAAAAGGGCUAAAACUUAAGGCUGCCAGACAAUCUUAGGAUCUCCUGGUUAUACUACACAAUGCCAUACGAUAAUAAUAAUAAUGUUAAAAUAAUAAAGUUAAAUCUUGUGAGCAGUAAGGGUCCAGGGGACCUGGGUUCAAGAUAAUGGUCCCAAUACAGCUGAGCUGUUUGUUGGAAACCACGUCCUUCUGUUUGCACUGCAGGCAUCCGUUAAAUGCAUUGGGAAACUGAAUGCAGUGUAGAUGGGCAUCCAUGGAGUGUGGAGCUCACAUGCUGAAUUUGGGCAAUGGUCUCUCGACCUCAGUUCUCCAUUUAUGAAAUGGGCGUAUGUGACCUACCUCACAGGGUUGUUGUGAGGCUGAAUCUAAUAAAAAAGAGUAAAGCACUUUGCCAA
This is a messenger RNA of Heteronotia binoei (common prickly gecko), 2500 nucleotides long. It is a transcript of the gene MBD2, whose product is annotated as methyl-CpG binding domain protein 2. The transcript has 7 exons. Bases 446 to 1255 code for a protein of 269 amino acids. The record is from RefSeq and is a predicted model, not a curated record. NCBI's taxonomy places the organism in Eukaryota, Metazoa, Chordata, Lepidosauria, Squamata, Gekkonidae. Gene Ontology annotation, molecular function: DNA binding.